GAGAUGACAACACAAAAACUCUCACACACUCUCAUACACUCACAGAGCCCUUUCCUCAGGACAAGACUUUUACCAGUGUUCCUCUUUAUCACACUUAUUUUCAUCUCCGACAUUAUGGGAAACUGCAAACUGUUGGUAUACCAGCCAGAUGAAGUCAUGUGGCAAGUUUCGGAUCAGUCAGGCUCUCUCCCCUGUACCAUCACCACUAAUAGCACAAAACCCAUUGAAAUCCGUUGGUUUGUUUUCAGUGAACACUCUUACCACUUAGUUGAUUUGGACACCUACUCAUACAAAUACAGAUUGGAGAAACAAGCCCUAAACAUCAACUCACUCCAGGCAAACGACAGCGGGAUAUACCACUGUGCAGCCUUUCUCUCAGACAUGGCAUGCAGUGGGGCACAGACCAUUGGACAGGGCACCACUGUGCUGGUGAAAGAGAGAGGGAUGGAGAUAACCGGGUAUGUGCUGUGGUUGCUGUUUGUCCUGUUAGCACUGUACAGUGUAGCAGUACUCAUUUUACUGAUUUGUAAGAAGACUGGGCGAGAUGCUACUUUUUGGGAAGGCACAAGGUGGCGUAGGGACAAGAAAAAUACGACCCAGAAAAUACGGUUUGGCGCUGUUGUGCAAGAGCUGUAUGUCAAAAGGAAAUUACGAAGUAAUAAAAACUCAGAAGUAAUUGACCCAACUCAAAACAAGGUUGAAAGCCCCCACUCCAACCUUCCACAUGAGGACAUUUACCAAAACCUGUGACUCAACAAAAAGGGAACUGAUAAUGUCCGCUACUUCUCUAAAUAAACUCCCAGUACACCAAUUUGUCAAACGUUGCUAGUUUAGGUCUAAAUUCUCCCUAGUAAGAAUAAGCCAAGCACUCGAGGAAGAGAAGCUAUAACAAACGCCACUGGCAUUACAAAGCAUUCUGGUCUCAUCAUGGAAGAAUCAUGUGCCAAACCUAUAACACUGGCUAUCUUAACCAAAUUCAAAUCUGUGUCCUCCCAAGGAAAUUAAUGAGGGAGCAAAAAUUAAUAAGGGAGCAAUUAUAAGAAAAUGUAAGACAUAGAAGACCACUGAUAAUCUCCCUCGAUCCGGGGCUCCACGCAAGAUC
Molecule: messenger RNA, 1102 nt
Organism: Esox lucius (northern pike)
Lineage: Eukaryota; Metazoa; Chordata; Actinopteri; Esociformes; Esocidae
Product: immunoglobulin superfamily member 6
Exons: 6
Coding region: 4-750 (248 amino acids)
Source: RefSeq, a predicted model, not a curated record